Chrysemys picta bellii (western painted turtle) is the source of this 4080-nucleotide messenger RNA. Its product is annotated as ribonuclease-like. Gene Ontology annotation, molecular function: RNA nuclease activity; nucleic acid binding. The record is from RefSeq and is a predicted model, not a curated record. Gene Ontology annotation, biological process: defense response to Gram-positive bacterium. NCBI's taxonomy places the organism in Eukaryota, Metazoa, Chordata, Testudines, Emydidae.
ACAACCCUUUGUUUAGCAAUCUAGUCUCCAAGCUACAGGGCCAGCUGUUUGCUAUCAUCUCCUGGUGUGUGGGGAAAUAUUGUCUGUGCCAAGACCAGCAGGAAUCAGCAGAGAGCAAGCCCUUGGGGGACGCAUUUACCCAGGGAGCUGGGACUCCCGGCUCAGCUCUCUCCCACUGUCCUGGACAUACUCCCACACCCUGCUGCACCCAGAUCCUUCCACCUGGGAUAAAAAACUGGACUGUGAGCCAAGGAGGUUGAGCCAGUGGAGAACUCUGCCAGUGUCUGGGCUGGUGUUGCUAUUGAGGGGGAGGGGCUGAGGAGCGGGAAUUCAAAGAGACUUUGCAGCAGCUGGGAGUGUGGAUUUCGGUUCCACUCUCUUCAGGGAUGGGGGUCCAAGUGCCAAACUUUGGGUGUUUCCCUACAGACCCGUGAAUCCCCAGGGGUUCCAUGGGCAGCUCUGAGAUGGUGAUGCAGGGGAAAAGGGGGUGUAUUUAAUCAUUGGAACAAUUCACCAAGGGACGUGGUGGAUUCUCCAUCACUGACAAUUAUUAAAUCAAGCCUGGACGUUUUAUGUAUAAGAUCUGCUCUAUGAAUUAUUUGGGGAAGUUCUCUGGCCUAUGUUCUACAAGAGGUCAGACUGUGUAGGCACACCCUGUCCCCCUGUGGGGUGUAUCGUGGGUGUGGUGACACCGUGGUAACAGUCUACCAGAUUAUCCUGGGCCUCACAACAGUGCGACCCAGUGGCCAGAGACAAUACAGUGGCCCUUGAAUGCAGGGCAGCGUGGCCUAGUGGCUGGAGUCAAUACAGCGGCCCUCGAGUGCAGGGCAGCAUGUCCUAGUGGCUGGAGUCAAUACAGCGGCCCUUGUGGGCAGGGUUGUGUGGCCUAGUGGCCAGAUCCAGGGGGCUUCCAUCAAAGUGGGUGUGGCAGUUGGGGUAGGGGGACCCAGGCCCCCCAGGCUCCACCAGGUCAUGACCCAGGGCCCUAAUAGUGGCAGAGUGGUCCACCACUGGGUCAAUGGGGAAUUCAACUGCAAGACGCUGACUUUCCAUGGGUAGGAGAUACUACUCACUCCACUUCCCUGGGCUACCUCCUGCUAUGUUUCCUAUAGCUGUAGUCUGUAUGGCAUCAGGGUCUCAGGGCUCCUCAGCGCAGGUUACUCCCUGGAAUUCCGACACCCCACCACUCAUCUGUAGGCAACAGGUCUCCGGUCUAGUUCUUAGGAUCUCUGGCUCCCGCACAUAAGGGCUGUAAUGGCUCCUGGGCUGAAGCCUCUACCAAGCAUCCUUCCUCCUUGGCAGUCUGCCCAGACUGAGCUGGGCUGCUCUCCUUUAUACUAGCACAGCAGUUGGAGCAUGACCAGCAUGGUCAGAGGGGUGGGACUUCAUCCACCCACAGUGUGGGAUCAAUCCUCCCCUGCCUAGUGCGGAGUAUGCACACCCCGUCACAGACUAGAUGAUCAGAAUGAUCCCUUCUGGCAUGGGAAUCUAUGAAUCUAUUAAACCUGCUAAUGUAUUAGCAACAGUACAUCUCCAAUUUGAUGACUAUAUGACUUUUGUCUCUGUAGCAGGAAAUUUUCAGAACUUCUUUCAAGUGAAAGUUGUAACUCUGUCUUGUAUUCAUUUUAUCACCUGAGCUACCGUGCUAUUUCUACCAGGGGCUGACAGGAGUUGAAACUCAAUUUCCAGUGUAUCUGAAUACUCCUCUUUUCCAUUUAGAAGUAUUUCAGUCUUUUUUUUUAAGACAUUUAAAACUUAAAUGAUGCUUGGACAAGCUGUAAAUGUAUAUAGUUUUCUCAACAAUCUUUGGAGAGGUCUCUCCUGGCUUUCUGAAUGUGUUAAGGAAGUGGCUUGAGAGCUGCCCGAUAACUUAAUUAAUUCCCUGUUUAACAUAAAUAUUUAUUUUUAUACUCAAAUCAUUCCUCCUUGCGUAGCAAGGCCUGAGCUGGCUCCAAUCACACCUGGCACUGCCAGGCUGGAUGGAACGAACCCAGGUGUCUUGGGUUGAUCAGAGGAGCCGGGAGUCCAUUGUGACCACGACCAUCUCCACACAUGGACCUUGGAGAGGUUACAACUGGGUCAGGGCAGCGAGACCAAGCCAGGAAGAAUGGGAUUGUUUGACACCCAGCUGGUUCCUCCUGCUGCUCCCGUAUGCCUUGGGAUCCAGGCCACCAGGUAGCCAGAGGUGCUGCUCCUCCAAACCCACCUGGCUGGGGCUGUAUAACAGAACCUGGAGUGGCUGCAGGCUCAGGGAAAUCUCAGCUCCACAGGCGAAUGGGUCCAUUUCUCAGGCUCGGGCAAAGGCGCCAGGAGCUGGGAAGGUCAGAGAGUCUGUGACAAGGUCAGAACCGCAGGGGGGAUGGGUCAUGGGUCACUUGAGGGUUUAAACUAGUGCAAAUUAAAAGGGGGGGGGGGAUUCUCUUGAACCUGAAGUUUUUAAACCAUGAUUUGAGGACAUCAGUAACUCAGUCAGAAGUUUGGGAUCUAUCACAGGGGUAUGUGGGUGAGGUUUGUGGCCUGCAAUGUGCAGGAGGUCACACUAGGUGAUCAUGAUGGUCCCUUCUGGCCGUAAAGUCUAUGAGAGGUAGGGGAGAAAAGACAGGAGAGGGCAGAGGUCUUCCUCUGAAGUAGAUGGUACUGGCCACAGGUUGGGAGGAGAUACUGAGCUAGCUGCAAAAAGAAUAGGAGUACUUGUGGCACCUUAGAGACUAACAAAUUUAUUAGAGCAUAAGCUUUCGUGGGCUACAGCCCACUUCUUUGGAUGCAUAUAUCAUAUAUAUUGAGCUAGCUGGACCCUCAAGCUGGUCUAAUGUGGGAAUCCCUCUUCUCUCAUCCUCCACUGGCCACUAACCAAACAGAAUCCACGUGGCAAAAAGAGAGAACUGCCUUAAUCCAUGGAGAAAGGCAAUAUCACACAUCCAGGUUGCUGGGAGGGGUGUCUUCAGCUAGGCAGCUAGCUAGCUAGCUAGAUAGAUAUGUAUGGGGAAAGAAAGAAAGACCUCUGGAACCUAGUAAAUGCAGCCCAGCCCUGUAACCUUAACUCUGCCCUCUUUGAGUGAUGGUUGUGGGUGGAGCUGAUGUGCUCCACUUAAUUCUUUAAUUUGUGGUUUCAGGAGCAUUCGACGUUCUGCCAGAGGCUGAGGCAAUUCCAGGAUCGAUGACCAAUUUCUUCAUCAACUAGCCACGGAACCAAGCAGAGGAGAUGCUGUGUUAGACUUGGUUUUGGUAGACGCCGGGCCAGGGGCAGUGAUGGCUCCGAAGGGACCACACCCCAUGCUGCUGCUGGCCCUGGUGCUGCUGGCUGGCUGGCUGGCCCAGCUCGGCCAAGGAGCCAGCUACCCACAGUUCCUGAGGCAGCACGUCGACAACCCCAAGACCAGGGCCCGGAAUGACCGGUCCUACUGCAACAUGAUGAUGCAGCGCCGAGGCAUGGCCAGCCCCUGCAAACACACCAACACCUUCGUCCAUGCCCCCGCCAGCCAGCUCCAAGACGUCUGUGGCCGGGCAGGCCGGCGGGCCGGCCGCAACCUGCACGACAGCAACAACCGCUACCGCAUCACCACCUGCCGGCUGGCUGGGGGGUCGACCCGCCCGCCCUGCAACUACCGGGGGCACAGCAGCACCCGCCGGAUCCGCGUGGCGUGCGUCGGGGGCCUGCCUGUGCACUAUGACAGGACCCUCUAGAGCCGGGCAGCCAGCCCCGGGGUGGGAGCCAGGGCGUCCUGCUGCUUUCGCUCUCCACGGACACUUCCAUGGCUGGGGGCUCCCCAGCUCCGUCCCUGCCCCCUCCUGGACCCACCCCCCGCGCAAGGCACCUGACAUGAGAUCCAGGAACUGGGGGGGCUCAAGCAAGGCAUCCGAGUCCAUGGUGAGGACCCAGACAUCAGACUGACCUACCAUGCCAAGUGCUCAGCUAAUGCAGCUUCCACUGAGUCCGCAGUGUGGAAAAAAACAGCCUCCUGGAUGUCUAGUGCCCCACGAUUUAUUGUAAUCCCCAUUGAUCCUUCUGCAGCUGCUUAGAGUAGUCACCCCACCCCCACCCUCUGCUGCCCCUAGUGCCCAUUAUACAGUAUAGCCGCC